Molecule: messenger RNA, 6324 nt
Organism: Leucoraja erinaceus (little skate)
Lineage: Eukaryota; Metazoa; Chordata; Chondrichthyes; Rajiformes; Rajidae
Gene: ipmkb
Product: inositol polyphosphate multikinase b
Exons: 6
Coding region: 197-1399 (400 amino acids)
Biological process (GO): inositol phosphate biosynthetic process
Cellular component (GO): nucleus; cytoplasm
Molecular function (GO): inositol-1,4,5-trisphosphate 3-kinase activity; inositol tetrakisphosphate kinase activity
Source: RefSeq, a predicted model, not a curated record
GGGCGGGCGGGCGGCGGCUCCGGGGGCGGAGGAGCGUCCAUGGGUGUGAGACGGCGGCGGUGGCGGCGGCCGAGGCCGAGCCACGGCCUGUCCCGACCAGUCGGAGUCGCGACGCUCGGCCGGUAGGGUCGGCUCGCUCACUCGCUCGCUCGCUCGGACGGACAGUCGGUCAGUCAGUCGGUUCUGUCGGUCGGCGAUGGAGAGCGGGGUGAGCGCGGGCGGACAGGCUCCGGCCCCGAGCCUGGGGCUGGGGCUCCACCGAUUCCCCAACGGCUGCACCCCCCUCAGCCACCAGGUCGCCGGGCACAAGUACGGGAAAUCGGAGCUGGGUAUGUUACAACAUCCAGAUGGCACGGUAUUAAAACAGUUGCAGCCACCUCCUCGUGGACCCAGAGAGAUGAAUUUCUACAACAUGGUGUUUGGUUCUUCGUGUCAUGAUCACGUAUUCUUAGAACUACGUAAAUUCCUGCCGAAGUUCCUUGGUACCUGGGCACCAACGACUGCACCAAAUGAGUUGUAUCUUAAACUGGAAGAUGUGACACGCAGGUUCAGCAAACCAUGUAUCAUGGAUGUUAAAAUUGGGAAAAAAAGUUAUGACCCUGAUGCUUCAGCUGAGAAAAUACAACAACAGAUCAGCAAAUAUCCAUUGAUGGAAGAAAUUGGUUUCUUGGUACUUGGCAUGAGGGUUUACCAGUUUUCAUCUGACAGCUAUGUGGCAUUUGAUCAACGUUAUGGAAGAGGCUUAACAAAGGAAACUUUGAAAGAAGGUCUGUCUAAAUUCUUCCACAACGGAAGCUACUUGAGGAAGGAUGCUGUGGCUGCAAGUAUUCAAGAGAUUGAAAAUAUAUUGCAUUGGUUUGAGCGGCAAAGCAACCUCUGUUUCUAUGCAAGCUCCUUACUGUUUGUUUACGAAGGAUCAUCUGAGCUGACAGCGACAGGUGACAGUCGUGGUCCCCUCAAACCAGCAGCACCAAAGGGCAUGAGGCGGACUGGAGAAUUAAUGGAAUACAACAACAACAUCCACAUGAUGGGCUCGACUGAGAAUGGAAUGGUGGAAGCCACAGUCGGUCAGAGCCUCUCCAACAUGUAUGCACUUCACAGGAAGGGCUGCUUCCGGGCGCAUCAAAGUGUGGUCCCACUGCAGCUGAAGAAUGCAGAACAAGACCAUGGCAUUUGCAAAUGCUUAACCCUCAUUUCAGCUGGUCAGCCAAAUGGCAAUGAAAUAAAACAAUUGGAGAAAGAUUUCAUUCAUACAUCCAGCAUGCUUCCGGAGCCUCCAGAGGUCGUUGUAAGAAUGAUAGACUUUGCACAUGUGUUUCCUAGCAACACAAAAGACGAGGAGUAUAUAUAUGGGCUGAAACACUUAAUCAGUGUGUUACAAAAUAUGCUGGAUGAUUAAUUUUUUAAUUUUUAGUGGGUGGAUUGUAGGCAAGGAAAUAAAUGUGGGGGAAUUAUAUUGAUUUCUGCACAGGUUCUGAUCCAUCAUUUUGUGUUUAUAAUGUGAUUCCAGGUGUACUGUAUGCUCUUUUCACUGUGCAGUACUUCUUGUGAUUGAUUUGAUGUUUAUAAUAGCUCAGGAAAAUUUACCAACUCAUCAUUGACAGCCGCUGAAACAGGUCCAGAACCUGCAGAGGGCAGCUCAAAGCCUAGUAACUACUGACAAGGAAAUGUAUGAGUUCCCGCUGUUUGUAACAAACCCACAGACUUCAGUGAUGGUAAUUGGUUUUUCAGAUAUGUAACCAACUGCCUGCCAAUCCUAGACACGGAACUUUUUGUGCCUAUGGAAUAAUUCUAUCUUCAGUGAAGAUCAGGUUAGUCAGACUUACGAUUGUUUUGGGGAUGUUGCUGCCACUUUUCUGGAGAUGUGUAUUUUACUAGUCUUUUUUUACAGUUAAAUUCUUGCAAUUCGUAUAAAAUGUUUAAUAGAAAAUUGUCAAUUGACUGAUGCAUUUAGCUGAAAUCCAUGGAGUAUUGCAAUGGCUUGUUAAUUUAUGAAUGUAAUGAAAGCGAAUGCAAAAUAUCACCAGUGAGUCACCUGGAUACCCGUUGGCUAUGAUUUUCUGCUGGAUCGAGCAACACAUGCAUGUUAAGCAGAUAUAUUUUAAACUGCUUUCAUUUUCUUUUAAGUCUAUCUAUAGUCCAGAAGCUAAGAUGGGGGAGUUGGAGACAGAAUACUUUGAGUUGCAUCCAUCAUUCUGCAGGCCUUCUAUUGAAGUUCAACAUGUAACUUAAAAAAAUCUCCACCAAAAUUUUAAUCAGUUUUAGGAAUCCUUUGUCCCAAUGCUUGCUACCCUUCAAAAUGAGCAUACUUUGACAUCUUCACGUCCCAUUUGCAAUGUAUUAAAAGUGCUAUAACCAGUGAAUUAUUUCCAAAGUUAUCUUUUGAACACUCAGUUUACCAAGUUUCCUCUCGUUAGCCUCUGGGCUAAAGUGCGUCGGGGUUUACCUUUAUUAAACUGGCACAUUUGUGUGUUGUUGUUGUUGUGUUGGGCCAACCUUGCGUCUAAGAACUCUCAUUCCAUAAACACUAACUGCGGGGUCAAUAACUAAUAGUCACUUUGACAUGUCUUUCGGUGAACAAACAACUGCACUUGCAUAAACUAUUUACGUGCCCUUAACUGACUUGUGAUUCCAGUGAGAGAGCCUUUGUCCAUACUAGUUAUAUGGCCUGCUUCAUUUCAAUCUCUACAAAUGGGUGGUGGGAACUAUUGGUUUAGUCUUUAUCAAUCAAAAAAUAGCCAAAUUCUUGGCACUAGUCAAGAAAUGUAUUUCAGAAUAACACACGGGCACUAAAAUGCAACCUUUUUUUGCAAUUUAAAAAAAAAUGCACUAGAUAUUGAAACAUUGGGUUCCUUUCAUUUACUGUUUACAUUUGCACAGACCCAUAUACUAUCAAUGUAUUUUUAAAGCUUUUUAAUCAUUUUAAUUGUUAUCGCUUUGCCAGGGUUCACGGGGUGAAUGUUGUGACAUUACAUGUGGCAGUGGAGUGAAAUGUGAUACAGGUGAAUAAUGCAUGUGGAGAUUAUGUUAGUCAUUUAAAUGUAUUUACCAAAUAAUGCUUUUUCUAAAAACAAAGUUAUUUCUGAAAUAUUUUUUAUUGUAAACUAUGCUUUUUUGUAUGUUUGGUAAAGAGGUUUACAUAAUUCAGCUGUACAUUUCUUAUGCAGCAUACUACAUCCUUUUUGAACUUUUGACGAUUUAUCCAGGCUUCAAAAAUAACGAAUACUUAGCUUUUUUUAGUCUUAAAAAUCAAAUAAUUCGCAUUAUUCAGUUAUUUUCUAACCUGAGGUAGAACAAGACACUCUUGGAGUCGUACACUCCUCUCAACAACAAAUGGACGUCCAAAUUGAGUGGUGGGUGGUAUGUGAGAAAAUUGAAACGGCCUGAGUUUCGAGGUUUAAAAAAAGAACAUAAUUUCAAAUAGUUCUUUCUCCAAACAAUUAAGUACAAGGAAUGCUGCUACUUAAUACUAUAUUGGGAAUAUCAUCGAGUUUUACGUUACUUUUCUUGCUUAAUUACUCUUCUCUUGCUUCUCUACUGAUUUUAGUGAGGUUUUUAAUUAAUUUUAUUUCCUCCCUACCCCCACACCCCCCAACUUCCUACUAUUCCCCAGCCAAUUCAUUCACCAGUUGUGGCCUGGAUUUGGAACUUUAGCAAGCUGUAAGCUUGAUCACGGGCUGGUGAAUUAUGAAGAUCUCACCUUUGGAUUGAUCCUUUAGGGAAACCUGAUGAAUAAGCUUGGGCAUUUUUUUUUUAAAUAACAAAAGCUGUUUUAAUUGUCCUUUCAAUUCUGUUUAAAGGUCAUUUCCCUGAUUUAGUUGACUCUGUUUUUAAAAAUUGAUAAUUUGCUGACCUCAGAUCAAUGCAUAAUAUAAAAUGCUUAAAUUCAGUGUAUAAUGAUUCAGGAUUAUGAGUCUCAAUAAAUCUACAGUUGAUUAAAUUAACGUUAUCAAGGAAAUAGGUGGCUGGAGAAAGGCUUUAUUGAGCCAACACUAGUGUUGACUGGUGGAGUCGGUCUUUUUGUUACACUCCUUUACUUUAGGAACAUAUUCCAUUCAUUAAAGGAUUUAAAAUAAUGUUUUUUAUCAUCUCAUAUUGGUUUAUUAUGCAAGUAGUAUCACUGUAAUUCUUUGUGUUUUGCUCUUCAGGGUCAAGUUCAACGCAAGUUUAGGAAGCUUAGGAAAUGUGUAAUCAAGUGCUAGUAAACAUUCUCACACUAUCUUGGAUUAAGUUGUUUAUUUUAAGCCCUUGUGCUUUGGGCUAUAAAAUUUAUUGGAACCAAGCACGGAAUGCGACUUCUAAAUUAAGUAAAAUUAUUUACAAAAAUUCCACCAACUACUGAAAUUUUACUUCUCUGCUGGGCAUGAUAUAUUUUAAAUGAAUGGGGAUUUGGUAACCCAUAUUACUUUUACAUAGACGAUUAUUAAAUAAAAAAGGAAUUUGCGGCAUCUUAUCAGAUUUUCAAUCUACAUUUACUAGCACGCAGCUCUGAAAAAAAAAAAGAUUUUCUUCCAUUUGGCAUCGUUGAGCUCAUUUUUAUAAAUCCCCAGAUCAAAAGUUUGUGUAAAAAAACAGUUGAACACACUCCAUGGAAAUUAUCUUGCAGUGAGCAAAACAGUUAAGGCUAGUUUGCCUUUUGCCACUGUUGCAGAAGACAUUAAACAUAUCUGAAUAGUGUGGUCACAACAUUCUCAUAAAUGGUUUUCACUGUGCCAGACAUUCUGCAAGUGACAUUCUUGUAUUCGUAGCUUUGGUUGACAAAAUAGCUGGAGAGCUAUACUGGGCAUAGACCUCGCAGCUCAUAGAAUCAGCACUCUCACAAUGUCCUGUGAGGCAUUCCUUCAGUGUCACCGAUAUUGCAGAGAACAAAAUGGAGUUAUUCAGUUUUCUUUCAAGAUAGAGUUGCUAAGAAAUUACAAUAAUGAAAUGUUUGUUCAAAUUUAUUUUUUUUAAAGGAUAUUGUAUGUAUAUUUGACCUAUUAAAAUUGCUGUAUUUAGAAAGAUGAAAAGUACUUAAUGCAAAUAUAUGUAAAAUGUAGGUUUUGUGGCAUAUUUGGACUAGCUACAUCACAGAAUAUUUGGAAUUUCAUAUUUAAAAUAUCUUCAAAUUUCUUGUCUUUUGGUGAAAUAAACUCAAAAUUAUGAUGUCAAAUUCUCACAGGCAACCUUGAUUAAAUUAGUUCCUGUUAAAAUUACUGAUUGCUUAUUGUACUGUUUUAUGUACUUUUAUUUAAACCAAUAUUGAAUACAAAUGUGACUUUUCCCACAGUGGCAGACUUUACACUGAAACUGCCUUCACUUUUCAUUAUAUAGCAAGAGAACGGAGGUGAAGAUGGGUUACUAUUUCCUUUAUUCAUGCACACUUGUUGUAUGUACUGAAACCUGGCAACAAAUAGAGAACAGUACACACAGACUCGAGUUUUAUUUCCACUCACCUUUUUGCAAAUGGUAACCUUGUGCAGUGCAUCGUGAAAGAAGGUUGUUAACUUAAAUUGCUUUUAAUUCAAACACUGGGUUUGGUGUUCAGCCUUGAUGGGAUCUGUGGGUUUAAAAACAAAGUUGUACGCGGCACCCUCUCUCCACUCCAGUCCCAGUGAAAUGAGGAAUCUAUUGUCUUAUGAAAUGUACAUAACGUUUCUUCUUGACCUAUCGAGACUGGACAUUAAAUUUGAACACAGGAUAAUGUGCAUACAAUUCAUUGUUAGUAAGAUCAGUUACUGCACACAUUUUAAACCAUUCAAACAAAUUUAAUACUUUUUUUUUUGCAAAAGUCAUCAGUCAUAAUUUCUCAUGCAUUUGGUUAAAAUAAAAUCCCUUGCCUCAAUGUUUAGAUAAAUGUGACUUUUAACAGGAGAAUGAAGAUGUUCCCUCAAUCUCAGAUAAAGUAUAAUUUAACCUGCAGCUGAUUUGGGCCAACAAGUGAUAAUAAUGUCCCCCUUUUGUUAGUAACUGUGCACUCAGACACUUUAGUAUUAUGGGGAAAUGAUGCUGGAAUGAUUCCGAAAGUAUCAGAAAAGCAGCAAAUGCACAUUUAUUUACUGUGGUUAUUUAUAAUCAAUCAUACAUAAUGUCUCAGUCUGACUAAUCUAUCUUCUGAUAUAAUACCUUUGUUUUGAUUGUGAGAUAUUCAUAACUUGUUUUGCUACAUAUGGAAUGCAGGGGUAAUUGCUGAUAUGUAAUGGGUGCUAUUUUACAGAGGAAUCAAAAGUACUAACUGAAAGAUUGCUUAAUUUUGUAAUUUAAUAUGAUGAAAAGAUAUUUAGAUAAAUUACAUAGCUGUAUAUUUGGCAGAAAUGGAAUUAUUAAUAAACUUUCUGUAAACAA